Molecule: messenger RNA, 357 nt
Organism: Loa loa (African eye worm)
Lineage: Eukaryota; Metazoa; Nematoda; Chromadorea; Rhabditida; Onchocercidae
Exons: 2
Coding region: 1-357 (118 amino acids)
Source: RefSeq, a predicted model, not a curated record
AUGAUAGUAUCAUCGUUCUGUGGAAGUGAAAAUAGCAUUAUCAUCUUAUCACCUAUAAUCGUAUUUGCAUUGCUUUCAAAUGUAACAUCUCAAGCGGCAUUAGUAAAGAACUCUAAAAUAUUUCAAAGCUGUAAAGCUACUUGUAGUCCUCAUAUAACACUUCCUUGUGAUUUUGGAAGUUUGGAUCGAUGUAUCAUGCAAUCAUGCCAGAAUGCAUGUUGGAAGGAUGGUAACCGCAAAGUACAGUCCUGUUUUUGUCGAGGGUCAAUCGAAGGUCCAACAUUGCGUGCAUGUUUCUGUGGUCCACCUAAGGCUCGGAAAAAUAACAAAUCAAAGGGGAAAUUAUUUUUUGUAUAA